Messenger RNA from Hypanus sabinus (Atlantic stingray), 16762 nucleotides. RefSeq names its product ensconsin-like. The transcript has 5 exons. Lineage: Eukaryota; Metazoa; Chordata; Chondrichthyes; Myliobatiformes; Dasyatidae. The record is from RefSeq and is a predicted model, not a curated record. The coding region runs from base 8337 to 9758 and encodes 473 amino acids.
UCACUUUCAGACCCCAAAGGGCUCCGUGCUAACAUCGGGGUUUUUUUUGGCCCAGAAGCAGAACUGUCCAAGGUCCAAGAAGUUUGUUGUUCAAUAAGAUAAAUUCAUUUUUAGCCCAGCAGCAGAAAAUGUCCACGGGUCAAGUGUCUGUUGUUCAUUAAGCCCAGCAGAAGAAAUUGCCCAAGAUUCAAGAUGUUUAUUGUUUAAUAAGUUAAAUUUCUAACUGGGAUACUUUGCUCAUACUCUUCACUUCUAACCAGUUGGCUUUGGCUUAAUCAAGAGAAACAAUGGGUCCAUGCUAACAUUGUUAAACUAUGACCCAAUCAAGAGAAACAAGGGUAUCUCCAUUAGACUAAUUAAAUACACCAUCUACCUAACCUGAUAACGUUGUUGAGAAACAUCACAUGCCAAUGAUGACAAUUGAUAGAAAAACAGUAUAAAUAUUAGAAGGCUAUCACAGUUGGGAGAAUCGAUAGAGCGAAGAAACAGGAUUCAUUCCUCUGCCUUGGUUUUGGCAACAGAUGACUUGUUCAUCUUCAACUCUUUGGUUUGAUGAGCAUGACGGAGUUGGUACAUUGGGGGCUGUUGAGAAACAUUCAUUCUCUCCAUGCAGAAGCCACUUGACCUGCUGAGUCUUUUCAGUGUUUAAUGCCUUAAUUUUAAUGGGACAUGGUUUCCUGUGCUGAGGGGUAAGAAUGGUCACAGAGGAUUGAUGGAAGCUUAGCUGCUGUUACUGACUAAGCGAGUAUCGUUGAAGGCAGGCAUCGAAAUAAUGAUCAAACUUUCCCUUAUUCUCUCACUGGAGUUAAUCACUUUCUGGCUAUACUUCAACCUUGCCAAGAGUAACGGCACAAACACGAGGAAAUCUACAGAUGCUGGAAAUUCAAGCAACGCACACAAAAUGCUGGUGGAACACAAGCAGGCCAGGCAGCAUCUAUAGGAAGAAGCACAGUCAAUGUUUAAGGCCAAGACCCUUUGUCAGGGGUAACGGCUUCUGGUCCCAGAGGAGGACACUAGGUGGGAAGGUUGUCACAAAACAAAGAAAUGCCAUGGAACCCAUUUAAGAAAAUGUCAAAAACGUAACAGGUGAAAAAAGAACAAAUAGUGCAAAUGGCAAAAAGCAAGGACUUUCCUGCAAACCCACUGCCACCUUCCUCUCUCAAUCAAUUUAGUUGUUUGUGUUAAUUACUGCUAAUGUUUCAAUUUAACACAAGAUUUAUUUGUCAAAUGUCCUAUUUUCCUGCUCUGUUUAUCUCAGGGCCAAUCUGGCUGUGAAUCCACAGAUUGUGACUGGAUUUAUAGGUUUAGCUAUAAGAUUCCACUCAUGACAAACUAAUCUUUUCCUGUAGGUGGCAGAAACCUGAGAGAAGAGCAGGAUGGACAGUUAGUGAUUGCUCACGUGUGCCUAACGCUGAGGCCAGCCAUACAUCAUACUGAUGUCUUGUAGCUGCAAUGACCCAGGUUCAGUUCUGACCUCCAGUGCUGCCUGAGUGUAAAUUGCAAGGACAGUAUGCAAUUUCUCUGGAUCCAUGGUUUCUUCCCAUACCACAAAAAUACUUUGGUUAGUUGUGUAAUUGGCCACUCCAGUGGAUAACAGGAGAAUCAGGAGGAGUUAUGGAUGGGGAUAUAAAAGAGAAUGGGUUAUUGGAAAGUGAGUGGGAGAAUGGGAAUGAUUGAUUGCUGGGACAGAUGUAACAAUCUCAUUGGGCUGAAUUGCCUGAAGUGCCAUUUGAAAUUCUUUAGAAGGGGAAAAUGAAAUUUAAAAAAAAGAGCAAUAUAAAGGAUCUUUCAUGCCUUGACAGGGGUAAUGUGAAAGCAUCUUCCUGUGGGAGAAUCUAGACCCAGCAAUACUUUUAAAAGUAAGAGGCUACUUUUUUAAAAUAGAGAUGAGUGACAUUUUUAGGUCAUUAAAUGUUAGACUCUCUGCUUUAAGAGUAGUUGAUGCAGUAUUUUGAAUGAUUUUAAAGUAGAUAGAUCCCCAAAGAGCAGAGGUUAAAGAUUACUGUAGGUCAGACUUUAGUCUAUGGUGUGGCAAGUUUGAGGGGCUGAAUGGCUUACUCCUGUUCUUAAUCCACAUGCAAUAGAAAAUAACCAAGGCCAACAGGAACAUAACUCUUAGGCCCCAGAUCAGCAAAUGGAAGCUGGUUCAGAUGAAUGUGAGAAGUUCUGCAGACGCUGGAAAUCCAAAGCAACGCCCUCAAAAUGCUGGAAGAACUCAGCAGGUCAGGCUGUAUCUAAGGAGAUGAAUUAGGUAAAAAAAAUUAAAGUCUGUCCUGAGCCUUAUAGGCUCAUCGGGACAGUGCUUACACUAGUUUCCGUGGCAGGAAGCGACUGAGAGUACGAGACUCACCACCCCCCGCAACCUCGGAUAGGACACCAGUCUAUCGCGAGGUUAACCCCCAGCAUCAUGUCCCUACCCAUUUUCAGCUGGGUGGAUUGGAGCAAUGUGUGGUUAAGUGCCUUGCUCAAGGACACAACACGCUGCCUCAGCUGGGGCUCGAACUCAUGACCUUCAGAUCGCUAGUCUAGCAGCUUAACCACAUGGCCACGCACUGCACAUGGACAUGAAAAAGCAGCCAAUAUUUCAGACAAGACCCUUCUUCAGGACUGGAAUGGAAGGGGAAAGAUGCCAGACUAAAAAGUCUGGAGGAGAAUAGGGAUAGCUAGAAGGUGAUGGGGGAGUACAUAAUCAAAGAGUUAGAGAGUAGCAUUUCAGUACUGGAAAGGAAGCGGGAAUAUGUCAGAAUAAGCAUUGACCAAGCAUUUCUGGAGGAAAUCACCUGAUUUCAAUACAAAACAUUCAGUAAAACACCAUGAAGUGCUCACUCUCUCCUGACCCACAGAAACUCCUAAAACAGCAACAAAAAAUGCUGCAAGUGCUCAGCAAGUCAGGCUGCAUCUGCUGAGUACUUCCAGCAUUUUGAUUUUAUUUUACAUUUGCAGUUUCUGCAGCUUCUCACUUACAUCAAAGAUCCUGAUCUGCUGUCCCUGCAGGAGCGAUAGGUGCUGGGAAUGAAGUGAAACUUCAAAGCAACGGGCCUCAUUGCUCUUACCCAUUGCUCCCAGGUUCCUGUCACACUGGCAGACUUAAACAGUUCUAAACUUUCUCAAAGAGUCUGAAACGGUAAAGGCAGUACGUAUAUUUUUAUUAUUUGAAUUCUAACCUCAAUUGCAUUCCAUUCAAAUCACAGCUGGGCAAGGCUGCUGUUGGACUUGUGUGGGGGAUGGUGUUGGUGCUUGUCUGACUGAUGUGAUUCUGGGAAACUGGAAUUCCCCACACUUUACAGACAACUUGGAUAAAGAAGAACAUUAGAACAUAGAAUGGUGCAACACAGUAACAGGUCCUUUGGCCCAUGAUCCUGUGCCAAACCAAUUAAACUAAUGACUCAUAAUCCCUUCGAUCUGCAAGUGAUCCAUUUCCUUCCAUUCUCUGCAAGUUCAUAUGCCCACCUUUUACACAUCUCUAUUAUAGCUGCCUUAUGCAGCACUGCUGACAACACAUCCCAGGCACCCAACACUCUUGCCCUGCAUAGUCCAGUUGAACUUUACCCCUCACCUUAAAAGUUUAAGGUACAUUUAUCAUCAAAGUAUGUACAGAUUAUACAAUCUUGAGAUUUGUCUCCUUUCAGGCAACUACAAAAAAAAGACACCCAAAAUUACCCAUUAAAAACAGACCGUCAAAUACCCAAUGUGCAGAGAGGAAACUAUUGUUUGGACAUACAAUAAAAAUAAGCAAAUGGCAUUUAGAAUGAAAGUGAGUCCUCAGACAGGGAAACCAAGCAUUCCACGGUCUUAGCUUCUGUUCAGCGCAGAGACAAGUCAGCGUAUCAGAGCCCACAGACACGCAGUGUGGCGUAGCCAGAGUAGGCCAAGGUCUCAACCUCAGUUCAGGACAGAGCGGAAAAAGUACCUCGGAGCCCACAGACAUGAAGUCCGGAGUAGCUGGAGCAGGUCACAGCCUUAACCUCAGUGCAGCACGGAGCGAGUAAACAUUGUGGAGUGGUGAUUAGAGCCAGCCCGACUCUUGCCUCUGGUCCUGACACCCUGGCCUUUGCAUCCAGAAAAUAUAGUUUCAAAUGCAUUUCAAUCCAAUGAAAAAUAUGCCAACUAUCUACCCUCUGUAUGCCUGUCAUAAUUAAUAACUUGUGCAGGUGCCUACUCAGCCUCCACUGCUCCUACAUCCUGUCUCUAAGAAUCUUCCCCAAUCAUUUGCCCAACACUGAAGUAAGACUCACUGACCCAUAAAUCCCAGGGUGUUCCCUGCUUGAACAAAGGAAUAACAUUUACCACCUUCCAGUCAUCCGGUACAACUUCUGUGGCUAUUGGGGAUGCAAAUACCAUAACUCCUCCUCCACUUUCCAUGGUAACCUGGGGAUUAUCCCGUCUGACCCCAGAGGACCUAUCUAUUGUAAUGUUUUUCAAAAGUUCCAGCUUAGCCUUUCUUAGCACGUUUCUUCAACACGUUCAAGCAUAUCAGCCUGUUUGGCACCGUCCUCACAAAUGGCAAGUUCCCUCUCUCUGGUGAAUACUGAAGCAAACUAUACAUUAUGGACUUUCCUUUCCCACUCCAAACCCAGGCAUAUGUUACCUCUACUUUCCUUGAUCAGUUCCUACCCUCACUCUUGCCAUUCUCUUGUUCAUCAAAACAUAUAGAAUGGUUUUCCUUAAUCCUACUUGCCAAGGCCUUCUCAUGUUCCCUUCUAGCUCUCCUAAGUCCACUCUCCAGUUCCUCCCUGGCUACCUUGUAAUUCUCUAAUGUUCUGUCUGACCCUUGCUUUCAAACCUUAUCUAAGCUUCCUUCUUCCUCUUCUACAUCUCUUGUCAACUAUGGUUUCUUCAACCUAGCAUCCUUCCCUGCCUCAGUGGGACAAACCUACCCAGAACACUAUGAAAGUUCUUCGUAGACAACCACCACAUUUUUGUUGUUCAUUUCCCAAAGGACAUCUGUUCCCAGUUUACACUUCCAAGUUCCUGCCCAAUAGCAUCAAAAUUCCCCUUCUGUCUGCUCCUAUCCUUUUCCUAGGUUGUGGUAAAAGUCAGGGAGCUGUGGGUGAUGUCUCUAAAGUACUCUCUCACGGACAGAUCUCUCACCUGACCUGGUUUGUUAACUAGCAGCAGAUCCAGCACAGCCUCUAGUCAGCCUGUCUAUUUAUUGUGUCAGGAAUCCUUCCUGGGCACACCUGAGACUGUUCAACUCAGUAACCUGCCUGAAUCUUGAUGGUCUUCUGGAAUCAAUGGAAUCAAAAAAAAGUAUCCAUUUCACCUCAUGUGGCUGAAUUGAAGAGAAUGGCCAAGCAUUAUCAGUUCAGUGAAAGGCUUACUGAUGCACUGAGAGAUUGUUUAGUUUGUAGAUUCUUACAAGAAAGCAUUCAAAAAUAGCUCGUAACUGAAGCACAGCUCACAUUUAAAAGAGCCGUUGAAAUUGCUGUAUCAAUGGAAACUGCAGACCGAGACACAACUCAGAUGGAGUCAGGAAUGAAAGUGAGUGUGAAAAAUAUUGCCACGGCUAAACAGAAACCAUCUUGGCCAAACAAAUUGCGUUACUGUUGUGGCAGGGGCUCACAUACACUAGACCAAUGCAGACUAAAAGAUGAAACUUGCAGAAAAUGCAAAGUAGGACACCUAGAAAGAGUUACUUAGACAGAUAAAAACAAAUGGACUGCACGGGGAAAAACAACAGUUAGAAGUGGAGUUGCAGUUCAAAACAGAGCAAUGAUCUGCAUGCUGCUGAUGAAAAAUCUGAUAAUGAUGAGAGUAACACAGGAUCGGGUAGCUUACAACAGAUGUGAAAGGCAAGUUAAUUAAAAUGGAAUUGGACACUGGCUCGACUGUUUCAGUUAUUCCACAAAAUGAGUUGAAGUGGCAUUUCAAAGAAACUAAACUCAAGUCUGCAGAUACCAAACUAAGAACUUACGAUAAAACUCCUGGGGGAAUGACAUUUUUACAGUGAAAUACAACAACCAACAAGCUACAUUGGGUUUAUAUGUGAAAAAUCAGGAGGACCAGCAUUGUGGGGUUGUGAUUGGCUGAGACAACUACAUCUUGAUUGGAGAUCCAUCCCACAUCCCCAAGAACCCAAGCAUAUCAAGGGAAAAAUAAUGUGAAAUGAAAAUGCCACACCCACAUUUUACAAAGCCCAUUUGGUUCGUUAUAUCAUCUGCGAUAAAGUCGCAUGUGAGCUUGAUUCCAUGGAGGCUGAAGAAAUUCUUUCCAACGCUGAUUGGAGCCCAUGGGCAAUGUCAGUUGUCCCAGUAACCACAAAGAAUGGGUCUGUGGUGAUGUUAAGGUCACCGGCAAUCCAGUACUGAAGGCAGAUCACUAUCAUCUGCCCAGGUUAAAGGUUAUCUUUGCAACCCUUUCUGGAGAGAAACACUUCAGCAAAGUGGACUUAGCUAAGGCUACCUACAGAUGGAGAUACAAGAAGAGUCCAAAGUGUUCCCUGCCAUAAAUAUUCACAAAGGGCUUUAUUGCAAUAGUAGGCUAAUUUGUGGAGUAGCAUCUGCAUCUACACUCUGGCAGAAAGCUUUGGACCAGGUGCUGAAAGGCUGCUCAUGCACUAAGUGUUACCUGGAUGACUUCAUUGUUACCAGUGAGGAGGACAAGAAACAUCUUGAAGCUCUUAAGACUGUGUUAAAAAUAUUAGAAGAUUAUGGGCUCAGAGCACAUUGUAACAGAUGUGAAUCCUUUAAACCAAGUAUCAGUUACUGUGGUCACAACUUUGAUGCUCAAGUAUUACACAAGUGUGCUAUGAAAAUUCAAGCAGGGUGGAUGCUCUAAGACCAAAGGACAUAUCACAGUUGCAAUCUUUUUCGGGAUUUGUCAAUUACUAUAACAGGUUCCUGCCAAACCUGGCUACUGUUCUUCACCCCUUGAACUCAUUACUACAGAUUGGGAAGAAUUGGUAAUGGACAGAGAUUUGUGAGGUGGCUUUCAAAAAGGUAAUGGAAAUGAUGAUGUCAGACCCUGUACUCACAUAAUAUGAUCAAAAUUGCUCAGCGUAGCUUGUCUACGAUACCUGGCCUUAUGGUACAGGUGCGGUCAUGCCCCAAGUUAUGAGUGAUGGAAGUCAAUGCCCCCUAGCCUUUGUAUCACGUUCCCUUUUUGUGACAGAGAAAAAUUACAAAUGGAUUGACAGAGGGCUUUGAAUCUGAUUUGGAUUGUAAAACAUUUUAACCAGUACUUCUAUGGGAGAGAGGUAACCCUCAUUACUGAUCAUCAACUACUAGUGUUCAUUUCCAAUCCACAGAAGUGUGUUCCAACAAGAGCAGCAGCACAAAUGCAGAGACAGGCUCUUUGUCUUGGAGGAUAAAAUCAAUCUCAAGAGGACAUCUGAUCAUGGAAAUGCUGAUUGAUUGUCCCAUUUACCCUUGGAAAAGGAAAUGCCUGAAAAAUUUAUAAAAGAGGAUACAUAUGAAUUUAUAAAAGAGGAUGCAUACAUACAAGGGGCUUGGACCUGGUGGGAAAGUGUUGAACAAUGACAUCUAUCUUGGAAUGUUCUGUGGCAGAUGGAACUGCUCCGCAUUUCUUUUCAAUACAGAGCAGUGAAUGACCUGCUCCCAACACCUGCCAACCUCAGCACCUGGUAUGAAGAUAAGAAAGAGAGGAGUGCUGCUUGUAGUGAAAAGGGAACUGUGCUGUCUUUACGACAGUUAUUUAGUUUAUAAUAUUUUCGCUUAGUAAUUCAUUCAAUAGUAUUUUCUAGUUAGAAUUAGAAGUGUCUAAAGUAUAUUCUUUGCAUGUAAAAUAUAUCGGCAUGCGAUGACGUCCGGUUUCGCCGCGUCUUGUGGGAAAAUUAGCGUUUGAAAUUAGCGCGAGGGUGGGGGCUCACCACGAGGCUCACCUGAGCAGAAGUUGUUUUGCAGGCAUGAGAAAUCACAGUGAGAGCAACGCUGUAAGUUAAUAGGUAAUCGAUAUAUUGAACUAAGAUGUUAAUGCCGAUCCUGUUAGAAGUAACGACGGUAGAUAAUGUUUAUGCUUUCGUUAGUUAAAGAUUCGCGGAUAGUUUGCAUGGAAGUGUAUUUAAAGUAGUCAAUGGAGCAGGUAAACUCUCCCUGUAUACUGCACCUUAGUGUAAUGUAGUUAUAGUCACCUUUGCAAGUAUUUACACUUGAAAUGUGAUAUUAAGCAAAGAACAAAUACUGUAUCAAUCUUGUGUUGUUUUAUCAACAGUUUUCACCAUAUGUUAAUGUGAAGAGUGAACAGUAAAUGGUUAAUCUUACUGCGAUCUGGUUCUUAUUAACUGUGGUUUAUCUCGACGUUAAAUUCAGCGUUUCGUGACACGCGAAGGAGAACGUUACAGUGAAAAAGUGGCAUUAUCAGGUGUUUCAAGUGCUGCAAUGUCAGCUCGAUCCAGCAUCAAGUUGACGCCGCCCAGCGACAAGGGCGGUAAACUGACAUCAAGUAAGUCCACCCAGGCAAGAGUCAAGGCAGAAGCUGCCAAGGUGCGACUGCGUUACGCCAGACAAAAGGCAGUUUUGAAAAUGAAACUGGCCAUCAGAGAAGCCGAAAUCCAGAAAGAAGCCGAAAUCCAGAAAGAAAAGGCUGCCAGAGAAGCCGAAAGGGCCGCCAGAAAGGCAGAAGCCGCCAAGGUGCGACUGCGUUACGCCAGACAAGAAGCAGUUUUGAAAAUGAAACUGGCCACCAGAGAAGCCGAAAUCCAGAGAGAAGAGGCUGCCAGAGAAGCCGAAAUCCAGAAAGAAAGGGCCGCCAGACAAAGAGAAGAGGCUGCCAGAGAAGCCGAAAUCCAGAAAGAAAGGGCCGCCAGACAAAGAGAAGAGGCUGCCAGAGAAGCCGAAAUCCAGAAGGAAAGGGCUGCCAGACAAAGAGAAGAGGCCGCCCGAGAAGCCGAAAUCCAGUUGGAAAUGGCAAAAAUAUUGACAGAGUUGCAAGUGCUGCAGCUAGAAAGAGAAGAAGAAGCUGCCAUGGCGGAAGCAAAGUACAUAGAAGAAGCUGAAGGGUCGCGUGAUCUGACCGCAGUAAGAUCUACUUUAGAAAGGACCAGACUGGAACGCACAAGCGACUAUGUACAAUCUCAAAUAGACAGGCAGGCUCGUCUCCCCUCUCCAUACCUAUUCGAAAAUUUACCCUCGCGGCUCCGUGAUGAAGUCAAGAAUGAAAGAACCGACAACGCUCCUUCACCCCCACAACAGGACGGCGGGGAGGGAGAGGUUCACUCCAGGACAACAAUUGUCAGCUCGAACUGUACAGAAGUUUGCGGUCAAACUCAGUCAAGCCGUUCUUGUUCCGAGAUCUGCCUCACUGAGGUGUACCCUGAAGAAGCACAACAAGACAUUACCAAGCGUAAAGUAACCAACAAGACGCUAGGUCAGUCAGUUUUCAUUCAAACCGAGCACGGAAACAAACUUGCACAAUCAGCUCAAGAUACCAUUUCUUUAAAACCCAAAGACACCAAGGUCUUCAGAGAUGAAGCAAAUAAUGGGGUUGCCCCAUUGCCUUUCAGAGAACCACGCCAGCGCUCACCAGAUAACAAAGAGCAGGCAGUCAAAUGGUUCACGUCCUUACGGAAAACCCAGAAAAGGAAACCUGAGAUGCAGCAACGCACCCGAUUGGCCCACGAGGUACUGUGCACCCUAAUGGCAGAGGUCACCGCCAUUAUAAACGCACAAUCAUUCCUACCUGUGUCUUCUGACCCAGAAAACCCCUUUAUACUUUCGCCAUCAACGCUCCUUACGCAGAAGGCAGGAGCACCUCCUCCACCAGGAGACUUCUCAGACAAGGAUUUGUACACAAAGCAAUGAAGACAAGUCCAGGCUCUGGCAAAUCAGUUCUGGCCUCGCUGGAGACAGAAAUAUCUACCUUUGUUGCAACAGAGACAAAAGUGGACAGAACCCCACAGGAAUCUUCAAGUUGGAGACUUAGUCCUGCUCAGGGACAAGCAAAUCGCCCGCAACAGCUGGCCAACGGCCAGAAUCACUGCUACAUUCCCUAGCGGGGAUGGACAUGUCAGGAAGAUCGAAUUGAAGACUACCGACCAAGGCGAUGUGAAAAUUUACCAAAGGCCAGUUACAGAAGUUAUUCUACUUCUACCCAAUGACUGAUUAAGAGACUAAGUUUUGUACUCUGCUCAUUGUGACCUUACGAAGGUCAAGUGGGGAGUGUGCUGUCUUUACGACAGUUAUUUAGUUUAUAAUAUUUUCGCUUAGUAAUUCAUUCAAUAGUAUUUUCUAGUUAGAAUUAGAAGUGUCUAAAGUAUAUUCAUUGCAUGUAAAAUAUAUCGGCAUGCGAUGAUGUCACAUCUGGUUUCGCCGCGUCUUGUGGGAAAGUACCGGUUUGAAAUUAGCACGAGGGUGGGGGCUUACCACGAGGCUCACCCGAGCAGAAGUUGUUUUGCAGGCAUGAGAAAUCACAGUGAGAGCAACGCUGUAAGUUAAUAGAUAAUCGAUAUAUUGAACUAAGAUGUUAAUGCCGAUCCUGUUAGAAGUAACGACGGUAGAUAAUGUUUAUGCUUUCGUUAGUUAAAGAGUCGCGGAUAGUUUGCAUGGAAGUGUAUUUAAAGUAGUCAAUGGAGCAGGUAAACUCUCCCUGUAUACUGCACCUUAGUGUAAUGUAGUUAUAGUCACCUUUGCAAGUAUUUACACUUGAAAUGUGAUAUUAAGCAAGGAACAAAUACUGUAUCAAUCUUGUGUUGUUUUAUCAACAGUUUUCACCAUAUGUUAAUGUGAAGAGUGAACAGUAAAUGGUUAAUCUUACUGCGAUCUGGUUCUUAUUAACUGUGGUUUAUCUCGACGUUAAAUUCGGCGUUUCAUGACACGCGAAGGAGAACGUUACAGGAACACUUCAACAUAUUUUGAGUGCAUGCAGUGUCAACCUUUCCAGUGGCAUGUACACUUGGAGACAUAACAACGUUCUCAAACUUGUAACAGAAGCAGUUGAGCAGAGAGUACUGCAGCACAAAUUAUCUCAUGCCCCACACAGCAGAGAACAUCGCAUAUCAUUUGCAAAAGAAGGCUGCAAGUCAAGGGUGUACAGCGCAGGUCCACGAUCAAGCAUACUUUCUUCAGCCAAUGAUUUGUGUGUCAAGGCUGACCUGGAUGGGAAAGGCAGUUUCCCGGAGCAAAUAGUUUUCACCACAUUGCGUCCAGAUAUAAUCGUCUGGUCUGACAUCAGUAGAGAAGUGGGUAUUGGUGAACUCACAGUCCACUGGAAAGACAACAUCGAUCAAGCCCAUGAGCGCAGGAUAACCAAGUAUGCAGAGUUAAGAUCAGAGUGCAGAGGCAGAGGGUGGAAGGUUUCAUGCUAUCCAUUCGAAAUAGGUUGUUGUGGCUUUAUUGCGUUCACUUUCCAGAAGUGGCUGCGUGACCUUGGCUUCACUAGAAGAGAGACCAAGUCAACCAGCAGGGCUGUAGCUGAGGCAGCAGAGACAGGAUUAUCAUGGGUGUGGACCAAGUACGUCCAGAGGGGCAGAUAGUCAGACAGUGUAUCCAUCUUUUGUAAACUCUUCAGUAGCUGCAUAGACACCUGAAGAGUAGACUAUCUGUUGGAUGGAAGCGACCAACAACUCUGAUAGAGGCAGAUGCCAAGUUGUUAAGCUCAUCAGUGGGAGGUGGUGCUUUAGCACUGCUGGCCCACCACCUUGAGGGAGUCUUGAUCAUAAGCGGGCCGAAACUGCUGAAGACAGGUGGCAGAUCAACUGAUAAUCCCACUGAUGAUAGCACAGGACAGUUAACAUCUCAGUCCACGUGUACUUUCAAUUCUAAUUCUAUAUCGAUGUAUUCUCCCUAAUGCAGACAGCAUAUCUCCCUAUUACACAGAGAGGAUCCAAAAGGAAACCAGAAAAUAACCUAGACUGUUUCAGGUCUAUGUUGCCACCCAAAAUUGGCCGGGAUGUGCAACAGAAACAGAAGUUUCACCAUUUUUACCAGCGUCAGGAUGAACUUGCCUUUGAUGGAGGUUGUAAUUGAGAGUUUUCGUGUCAUUCAAAAUGAGAGAUAAAGUGUUAGAGAAACUAUGUGCCUGUCCUCUCGGAGUGAUCAAAAUGAAAGCGUUGACUUGAAGCUUUGUCUGGCAGCCUGGGAUAAAUCAGCAGAUCAAGCAGCUUGCCAUGUUCUGUUUGGGAUGCUGAUACAUUGCAAAGAAAGGUAUCCAGAGCUAUCAGAACAAUUUCCUGCUGUCCCAGAGUCAACACCUACAAUCACGGCGGAGAGCCCCAGAACCUGAGAUUCUUUCACACUGACAAGUCUCACCUGCCAAGCAGAGUAACCUCACUGGUGAGGAAAGAUUUUAUCCCACAAGAGUAAGGAAUCCUCCACACCAAUUAUGUCUUUAGAUCUGAAUGGAUUUAAUAUUUUACAUUUAAUAUUUUAAAUUUAAUAUUUACAAUGCUGUGGAUGUCUGUGUAGUAGUUAUAUUUUAUACCAUGUAUACAGUUGAGAUGCAUUCUAUACUGAGUUAGAGUUUAUAGCUAAGCAGUGCUGUGGAUUUACUAUAUCAAUAAUUUUUGAGUAAUACUGGAAAUAUGUUGUUUGAUUAAACAUUCUUUGUUGUUUGCAUAAUGAGUUAUAUGAAAAAGUAUGUGAAUGGCAUACAUCAAGAUGCCACCACAUCAUACGUGUGCCUCGCUAAAGUUAAAAACAGAAAUAUAGUACAUUUAAUAAAUUUACAAUGGCUCAUUAACCUCCCAGCACAACUUUGAGAUGUGAGAGAUGGCUCUGGAACCACAAAUGAAAUCUACAGAGUGUCGUGGAUAUUCACUUUCAGACCCCAAAGGGCUCCGUGCUAACAUUGGGUUUUUUUUUUGGCCCAGAAGCAGAAGUGUCCAAGGUUCACGAAGUUUGUUGUUCAAUAAGAUAAAUUCAUUUUUGGCCCAGCAGCAGAAAAUGUCCACGGGUCAAGAGUCUGUUGUUCAUUUAGCCCAGCAGCAGAAAUUGCCCAAGAUUCAAGAUGUUUGUUGUUUAAUAAGUUAAAUUUCUAACUGGGAUACUUUGCUCAUAUUCUUCACUUCUAACCAGUUGGCUUUGGCUUAAUCAAGAGAAACAAUGGGUCCAGGCUGAUCUUGUUAAACUAUGACCCAAUCAAGAGAAACAAGAGUAUCUACAUUAGACUAAUUAAAUACACCAUCUACCUAACCUGAUAAUGUUGUUGAGAAACAUCACAUGCCAAUGAUGACAAUUGAUAGAAAAACAGUAUAAAUAUUAGAAGGCAGUCACAGUUGGGAGAAUAGAUAGAGUGAAGAAACAGGAUUCAUUCCUCUGCCUUGGUUUUGGCAACGGAUGACUUGUUCAUCUGCAACUCUCUGCAGUUAGGGACCAUGAUGCAAAGCCUAUGGGGGUGUCCACUUCUAUCACUCAUAACACGUGACAUUGUUGGACCAAUACCAUAAGGUGAGGUGCCACAGGCAAACUUCAUUGGAUAACCUGCAUCAUAAUGUGUGAGUACAGUGUCUGAUGUCACCAUUUCAUUUGUCUUUUGCAAAGCCAUCUCAGACCUCUUUGUCCAUUGCCAUUUCUUCCAAAUCUAUAGUAAUGAAUUCAGGGGUAGAGCACACCAGCUAGGUUUAGCAGAAACCUGUUAUAGUAAUUGACAAAUCCUAAAAAGGACCUUAACUGUGAUAUGUCCUUUGGCCUUGGAACAUCCACCAAAUGCCUGAACUUUCUCAGCAUAUUUGUGAGUCAAUGGUGUGAUCACUGUAAAUGAAGUUAAGGAAUCAUUUACUGAAGCUUAAAAAUGUGAAGCUUAAAGAAUUCACAUUUGUUGCAUUGUGCUCUGAGCUCAAUCUUCUAUUUUUUAUUUUUAAAACACAGUUGUGAUAUUUUGGAGAAUUUCUUUGUCAUCCUCACCAAUAACGAUAACGUCAUCCAAGUAACAGAGUGCCUGGACAGCUUUGCAGCACCUGGUCCAUAACUUUCUAUCAAAGUGCAGGUGCAGAUGCUGCUCCAAAAAGUAAGCCUAUUAUAGUGAGAAAGCCAUUUGUGGCUGAUUAUGAUGAGGAGCACUUUGGACUCUUCUUCAAUCUCCAUCUGAAGGUAGACCUCAGCUAAGUCCACUUUGCUGAAGUGUUUCUGCCCAGUAAAGUGUGCAAAAUCCUGGGCAGAGUGUAUUAAUUUACCCUCAGUACAUGGUUGUGGGUGACCUUAAAAAUCACCAGAGGUCCUGACAGACCCAGUCUUCAUGGGUACUGGGACCACUGGAAUUGUCCAUGGGCCCCACUCAACCUUAAGACAUUCCUGCAGCCUCCUUGUAAUCUGGCUCACUGGCUACGUUAUCAUGGAUGGUAUAAGGAUCAAGAGGGGCUUUGUAAAACUUGGGUGUGACAAAUAGUGGAUGGAUCUCCAAUCAAGCUGUAGUUGUCUCAGCCAAUCAUGACCUCACAAUGCUGCUGCUCUUGUUUUUACCACAUACAAGCCAAUGUGGCUUGUUGGUUGGUAUUUCACUGUUACAAACAUUAUUCCAAUAGGAAUUAUCUUUACUCCAGUAUGGGUUCCUGGCUUGUUACCAGUAGGCUUCAGUUUAGUACCUUUCUAAAUGCCAUUCAAACUCAUUUUGUUGAAUGACUGAAACAGCCGAGCCAGAGUCCAAUUCCAUAUUAAUGAAUUUGUCAUUCACUACUGAUAUAAGCCAUAUUGCUUGUUUUUGCUAGUUUUCACAUUGUAAAGCUCGUCUACCCUGUCCUGUUACCCUCUCAUCAUUAUCAGACUUUUCAUUAAUGGUAUGCAGAUUAGUGCUUUUUGAAACCACAACUUGACAUUCUAUCUUCUUCUCUACCCUGUGUGCUCCAUUUACAUUUUCCUGACUGACAUAUUUUUUAUAUGUAUCCUACGUUGUUGUAUUUUCUGCACAUUGCACCUUUAAUCAUUCAUUAGUCUGGUAUAUGUGAGGAUCUACCAGAAUGGUAGAACAAUUUGAUGGCCAUGCCAGUUUCUGUUCUGAUAUUGCAAUUUUGUUCAUGCUCACUUUCAUUCCUGACUGCAACUCAAUUGUAUCUUUCAACUGUUCUUUGAAAUGUGAGUUGUGCUUCAUUUAGGAGCAACUCUUGAAUGCUUUCCUUUAAGAGUCCAAAAACUAAAUCCUAUCUCAGUACAUCAUUAAGCCUGUCACUAAAAUGACAACGUUCAGCCAACUUCAAUUUAGCCACAUAUGCUAAAAUGAACUCCCCUACCUUUAAAUUCUGCUUAUGAGAUCCAAGUGUUUUUUGUUCAACGAUGGUUUCAGUUACAAUGUUCUUGAAUUACUUUCAUAUCAGCAAAGCUUAUUUUGGCUGGCUUGGUUCGAGUAGUUAAACCUCUUAGCAAACUGAAUACUCUUCUGCCUAAUCUCCUCAGCAAAAAUAACACUUGCUUCAAAUUGGCUAUUUCAUAUGCUUUAAUACAAAAUCUAAUUCUCUCUUGUGUAAUCAAAUGCAUCCAUCUUUCCAAUGUAGCCAGUCAUUUCUCUUCUUUUUUUAAAUUGAUGAUUAUUAUCACCAAGCACUGAAUCUUUAAGAGUUUGUCCAUUUCCUGCCUUGCUGUGCUUCUGAAGGAAAAAAGAUGGUGUGCUUUUUUUUUCAACUCUAAUGUCUCACUGUGCUUCACCAGGUUGGUAGUCAUCUUGGGUGAUUUUUAAAUCUUCCUCAUUACCACUGCUCUGAUCUGUAACUCCAAAGUAUCAAACUUAUUGAAAGAAAAACACAGAAGAACUGGAGAUAACAUAUCAUUAGUUUGUUUUUACUUUUAGCGAGGCAUGUAGUUGCGACAUGAUGAAUGUCAUUUGCAUAUUUUUACAUGUAACCCAUAAUGAUUUAUGUAAACAAGAGAAAAUGCUGAAAUAAAAACAUAUUUACAAUAUUGCUAAAAUGCUGGAUACACUACACCUCCCACAUCCUGUCCAAUGUCUCUAUAUCCCUCCUAUAAUGGGAAGGCCAGAGGUAUUCUCAAGCAAGAGAACAAUAGAUGGAAGUAGGAAGCUUUUCCAUAUACAAGUUCACGGAUGACACCAUUGUUGUGGGCUGUUUUAAAGGGGAUGAUGAAUCAACGCACAGGAGCGAGAUUGACAACUUGGCUGAGUGGUGUAAUAACAACCUUUCACUCAACGUCAAUAAGAUCAAGGAACUGAUUGUAGACUUCAAGAAAAGAAAACCAGAGAUAUAUGAGCAGUAAUCAUUGGAGGAUCAGAGAUAGAGAUAAUUAGUAAUUCCUGGGUGUCACUAUCUCAGAGGACCUGUCCUGGACCAAUCAUAUAAAUAUUAUUUCAAAGAAAGCAAGAUGGCAUUUCUACUUCCUCAGGAGUCUGCAAAGGUUCCGCAUGUCAUCAAAAACUUCCAUAGAUGUGUGGAGGAGAGUGUACUGACAGGCUGCAUUAUGGCCUGGUAUGGGAACUCCAAUGCCACUGAGUGGAAAAUCCUACAAGAGGUAAUGGAUUUGGCCUGGUUAAUCAUGGGAAACCCCACUGAACCAUUGAGCACAGGUAUAUGAAAUGUUGCUGUAGAAAAGCAGCAUCAGUUUUCAAAGAUCUUCACCACUCCGAUCAUGCUCUUACUCACCUGCUGCCGUUAGGAAGAAGGUACAGGAGCCUCAGAAUUUGUACCAGCAGAUGCAUGAACAGUUACUAUCCUUCACCAAUCAGGCUCUUGAACAAAAGGGGAUAGCUAUACUCAUUUAAGGACUGUUAUAUUGUUCUUUCAUGCUUGUUAUUUAUUGCUAAAUAUAUAUAUCUGCAUUGUACAGUUCAUUUACAUUUACUAUUUUAUAGAUUUGCUAAGCAUGCCCACAGAAAAAGAAUCUCAGUGUUGUAUGUGGUGACAUGCAUGCACUUAAUAAUAAAUUUUACU